Molecule: messenger RNA, 7581 nt
Organism: Liolophura sinensis
Lineage: Eukaryota; Metazoa; Mollusca; Polyplacophora; Chitonida; Chitonidae
Exons: 11
Coding region: 251-3211 (986 amino acids)
Biological process (GO): protein phosphorylation; signal transduction
Cellular component (GO): plasma membrane
Molecular function (GO): protein kinase activity; ATP binding; protein binding
Source: RefSeq, a predicted model, not a curated record
UUUCUUUGUGCGUCGGAAAAAGCUUUCUUAAGUUUCUGUCUUGUUAUGGGUAUUUAUCGUGAGAAUGUCGUAACAGGUCACAAGAUUCUGCAGAGUGAAUGGGCUAGGAAGUUAACGUUGGUGUUUGGCGUCUGAGUGAUGACGUCAUCGGAAAGCCGUCCAUGUGUGAUCAAGUUAGCAAUGGGGAGUGAUGAACCUGGUGAAGCUGUCAAAUUUUUAGUACUUUUUAGUUUGUGAAAAAUGCUCGACAAUGCCUGGACGCGCCAAGUAUGCCGUAUAUGUGUACGAUAUUCCCGUGGACAUAUUACAGAAGAUCUGUACAACACUUGAUAACGAUAAAGGAUGGAAAGAUCUCGCUGCAAAAUGCGGGUACAACAUGGACAAGGUGUCUUCCUUUGGCUUAGAGUACUGUCGCCCCCAUGGGAGUCCCACGGAAAGGCUAAUUGGGGAUUGGGGGGUGAGGAAUCCAACAAUUUUUGACCUGUAUGAAAAACUGCGCACAAUAGAUCGCAUCAGAGAGAUGAAAUUGUUGGAACCACUGUUGGAAGCAUCAAAAGAGUAUGAAAGACAGGAGCGAGUCCAGAGGGAAGCAGAGGAAAAAAAAGCCAAGGAACGAGAAGCUCAAGAGCAGGAAGCUAAGAAACGAGAAGCCAUGCAACAAGCUAAGAAGGAACAAGAAGCUAGAAAACAAGAGGCAAAGGCAGCUAUGGAAGAGGCUAAUAAUUUUGAUAAGAAAUCAGAGAAGUCCAAACGUAUGCCUGCAAAUCCAUUAACAGUGGCAGGCCCACUAACAGCAAACAAUGGUGGACGUGAAAAUGUGAAGUCUCAGUCUCAAAACUAUGCAGCGCUUAAUCAGUUGGAUUCACAAUUGGCGAAUUACGAAGCCUUAAACCUGGUUGGCAAUUCUGAAGAAGGCUGUAAAGGGUCUCAGAAAAAAGAACUUGGUGUUGAGUUAGAAGCAACAAAGGUGAUGCGCAGGAGUUAUCCCAAAUCUGAGUCCCAAGAUACAAGCCAAAGUAACCUUCAAAAUCCUGCGAAGGUCAACAGUGCUGCGCUAUCCCAAGCUUCUGACAAGGAAUUUGAGUUCCAAAUGUCAGAGGAUGAAUUAGCAAGUGCCAAAUCUCUGACUUACAGACCCAAUGAUCAGCUUGCUAAAGACAUCGUUGUAGCAGUGUCAGCCACUGCAAAAUUUAAGUACAAAGACUUGUCCUGCGCCACAAAUGGUUUUGCUGAUGGCAAUAAAAUAGGAGAAGGAGGUUUUGGUGAUGUGUACCUUGGUGUGUUGAAGAAUUCAAAAUGUGCUGUCAAAAAGCUUCGCCAGAUGGAAAUGUGGGAGGCGAAUCCUGAGCAGAUGGAGCACCAUAUAUCUGAGAUCAAGUCCCUUAUGCUGUACCGCCAUGAGAACAUUGUACAGCUGUACGGGUUUGCAGUGGAUGGGGACGAAAUUUGCCUUGUGUACCAGUACAUGGAUAAUGGGUCACUUGAGGAUCGCCUUCAGUGUAAGGGGGAUACUCAGCCCCUCACUUGGCAUCAGAGAAUCAACAUUUUGUGUGGUGGGGCACGAGGGAUACAGUACCUUCAUACUAUGGACCCAAAACGCCCACUUAUCCAUGCAGACAUUAAGAGCGCAAACAUUCUCCUGGACAAACAUUUUGAAGCGAAGAUUUCUGACUUCGGAUUGGCAGAGCAUGCAAAUGCUGGUCAAACAACUGGGAUGUUCACGCAUGUCUCAAAGAAAGACAUGAAGCACAAAAUGUAUAAAACCAGGGCUUACUUGCCACCUGAAUUUUUUAGCAAUGGGCCCUCUAUUAAGUCAGAUACCUAUGGAUUUGGUGUGAUAAUUCUGGAGACAUGUACAGGUGAAAAAGCCUUUGAUGAAAAAAGGGAGUCAGAGAUGUAUCUGGGUCCUUAUGUGUGUGCUCUAAUGGAAGAGCAGAAUGAUCAGACAGAAAAAGAGUGGCCCAAUUGUCUGGCUAGUCUACUGGACUUUCGAGCUGGAAAACCACCUGCCGACGUACACCAACUCCUCAAACUAGCUCAGAGGUGCAUCAGCGAAUUAAAGAAAAAGCGUCCAACUAUGACAGUUGUUCUAGAAGAGUUAGAGUUGUUGGACAGAAAUUGGUGUGCAGACACAGUAGGUGUGAUGACCACAGCUGUUUUUUCACCUGAAGCUCAUGUAGAUGGUGCUAGACCCACACCCAUUCAUUCUCCAGGGCAUGCUGCUGCAGCUUUGGCAUACAGUCCAUCUCUCAGAAGUAGUUUGCCACGAAUGGCAAGCCUGCCAUGUACGUCAACACCUUCAUGGCAUCCAGAAAAAUGUCUGACUAAGAGCCAUUCAGUAGACGAAGUACCAGAAUCUUUGAGGCUACAGCAGAUGUACGACAGCUACACGUACAGGGAGCGCGUCAGAAAAGUCGCACGAGAAGUCUUCCAUGAUGGAAGCAUGGAAGAUGUCCCUGGGAACAUUGAUGGUCCAGUGAUCGAGGAUCCGUAUCGAAGCAAUCACUUAGGAAUGGAGCCGUUCGAUGCUCCAUCGUCCCUAGAUUCAAAUAAAAGUGAUAAGACUCUGACAGAGAAUUCAUCGGAGCCAAACUUGUCAGGGUCAGAGGACAGUGUGAGUCUGUCAGCGAAUGAAAUGAAUCAAGGAGUUGGUGAGGAUGGCUCUGACUUGGCCAAGAUUCAAGCCAUGGAAGAGUUUGACCAGGCACAGACAGAUAUUACUGCAGAACCCAUUGAUUCAGACGUUGUUAAUGAGAAACUGAAAGAGUUGAAAGUAAAUGAGGAUACCAAGACUCCAGAUGCUAGUCCUGAAAUUAACACUGGAAACAACAUGCCUCUGACAUCUACGUCCUCCGAACAAACUAAAAAAAUGGCUAGUUUCUUUGACAAGUACGCAGAGGAAAUGGCAAGUCUAAACUGUGAUGCUUCUGGUCAGGGGGUUGCUAGCUCUGGCCAAACUCAUACAAGCAAUGGCAACUUUGUUGAUUCUAACCAAACUGCAAUAGGUAUGCCUCAAGAAGGAAUGGUGUUCUGUGGCAAUAGUAUUGUGGAAGGAGAAGAAAUGGCAAUUUUGCUGGAUACAAGAUCAAAUCAGUACUUUGCAGUGGAUCCAACCACUCUUGACCCAGGCUUUUACCAUCAUCAGCAACUCAGCCAUUACAUGCAGUUUCAAGGGGAUAUGUCUGUAAAUAAAGACAAUGCUACAGGUUGAACCAGAAUUGUUGCAUUUGCAUACUGUAGUUUGAGUUGGUACAAGAAACUGUUCUGCUGGAAAAGGUAGAUAUCUGAGUAAAAGCUACAGGGGACAUAGAUCUUUGUGUUAGAUGUAUAUGCUUUGUCAUUUCAUGGAAGCUGAUAAUGGUGAUAGAUUUCCUGUGUUAAAAGCAUUAAUUGCUGUUGAAUUAAAGUAUUUUUCCAGAAAUUCAGUAGUCGUAAAGCCAGUUAUGGUGUUAUGUCUAACAUUUGAGUUGGUAUGGUGCCAGAAAUUAUAUUUGACAUUUGACUGAAGAAUAUGCAGCCAGUCCUUUUUUAACAGGUAUUGGAUUAAGGUUGAGACAAGAAGUUUUUUUCAGGAACAGAUCUAUAGUAGGGAAAACUGUAGUGUUGAUAAUUAACGAGAUGCAAGCUUUCUGAAGGUGUCUGUUCUGUUCUGUUUUUAGUCUUCUAACACAUUACAUGAAUUACCACAAGAUAAAUCCAUCAACGAAUCAGAUAAAUUAUUGUCCACUUUUGUACACGUAGUAUAUGUAUUUUAUACCUUGUUUACUCUGUUCUUGUGUAUUUAAUGGCUGAUCCCAAUUUGAAGCCUAUACUCGCUAUUGUUCUUGGUGGUUAUCAAGUCUAACCUUCACACUCAUCAUUUACAACAAAAUCAGACAAGAAGAAAAUUGUUAUUUAUGUCAUUGAUGAUCACAGUUAAUUCAAAUGUUUUGUUACUGAUGUUAUAUUUACAUUAUGCAUGUACAUUUGUACUUUAUGACGAGGGAAAUGAGGAUUGAUAAAAGAGUUUAUCUUCCGUGCUAUUAAUGAAAAACAGAAGUGAAUUAUUUAGUAAUGGUGCUAUGUUUUGAGGUGAUCUGUAUAUUUACAACAGUUUCUUGUAUUCCAAAAAUGGUACCCGUAAAGAAAAUGUUUACAUGUGUGCCUGAUGAAAACUUCACAUUGUUAUGUGGUGCUAGUGUAAUUUCUUGUCAUUUGGUCUACAGAUGCUGUAUGACAAUGCUGUGAAUUUGAUUAUGUUCAAGAUGUAUGAUCUAAUGUAUGAAAUUUACUUAAAUAGUGAAUAUUUUGAGAUAUGCAUGGACUUUAAAAGCAACUUCAGUUUUCAUUCAAUUGUGCAUUAUUUUUAUCUUCCAUUAGCCUUUUAUACAAGAAACUGUUAAUCUUUUGCCUGUGAAAAAAGAGUCAAUCUUUUGGCCAACUCUUUCAUGCAGGACAAAGCUGCCAUGAACGUGACAUUGUAACUUUUUAAUAAUAGGAAUACCAUAAAGAUUUGCCAUUAUGUCCUGUUCCUUCAGAUCCAUAAAUUUAAGAUAAUUUCCAGUCUUGUUUCAUGUAUACAUGAUGUUUAGUGCUGGUAACUGGUCAGCAGUUUAUGAAGAUUUUUGGUUUAUUACAGUUUUGCACCUAGCAUGCAACACAUUGAUUUGAGAUGGGAUCCUACUGAAAUUAGAUUUGGUAAAGGUACUGACAUGCUGUACAUGCAUUUUCAAUAUGUUCUGACAGGAAAAAAUGCAACCAGUAGUACACUAUUUUUGCCAAUUUUUCUCAAACUUCUAAAAAAUAUUGAAUGUUUUAUUUGUGCUGUUUCUCAAGCACCAUUUUACACAAUCAUUUUAAUUUAUGAUAGUAACCAUCUAGGAUUUUGUGCAUGUCACUUGAUUACUGUUACGCAAAGGUUACUCUUAUAAUGUGGCAAUAGGCAAUAAGUUAAGAUUGUUCACCCCAAUGAUUUAAAUAUGAGGCACAUCAGCUUUUCACUCUGGUGGCUGGUCCACCUGUACAACAAAUUGCCAUCAUUAAAAAGAAAACUUCAUGAGUAUGGCUUUAAGCAACAGUCAGAUAAAUGAAUAUAUGGUGUUGGGUGGCUUUAUACAAGUAUGGCAUGAUUGCCAUGUAUAUGAGGAUAUUUUAGAUAGGUAAAAAUGAGUUCCUUUCCAUCAAGUCUUUCCAAAAUGAUGUCAAACAUUUCGUUUUCAUGAGUGGAGACUUAAAUCAUGAGACAUUUUUACUGCCGUGACGUGCAGUGCAGUUUUGAUGGCAUUUAUGCCUCAAUCUUUUGUUACUGUUUUGAGUAGAGGACCUGUGUCACAUCUUUGAACUGGCUGUGUGUAAAGUGAUCUCAGAUUUUAUACCUGUGAACUCAAAAUUCAGGAUCACCUUAAUGUGAGUUAUUACUCUGGGGCUCUCGUAGCACUGACAUGAACAGGUGUUGAACACUAGUACAGGUACCAGCAGGUUUUGUGAUACUUGGCAAUUACUCAUGCACAAGUACAGGGAAAAAUUGAACUAAAUAUUACCUGAUGCAUGAUGCAUAGUUGCUCAAAGGAAUUCAUACAUUUUAUGCUACAUACCAAGCAAAGUUUGCAUCAAACAAUGACUACGGAAAACAAAACACAUAGAAAGAGGUCCUCAAAGCUGUUCAUAUAACUGUCCCAUGCUUGCUAAAAUACUUGGCAGAUUGAUCUGGAUUGCCAUACAUGCCAUACACUUACAUCCAUAAAGCUAUGACAUACCUCCUUUAUUUAAAUAUUUGUGCUUGCUUAGUCAAAGUCGUCCAUAAACAAUUCUUACAUGCAUCAUCAUAUUUUUAAGCAAAGGGGUAAAACCAUGUUUUUAUACAAUUUCAUACAUGUAUGCUUGAUUGUUUCAAAAGCUAUACAUACUACAUGCCCCUCAUAACGCUGGGUGUUUUGCUGGUGAAAAAAAAAAAAGACAAGAAAAAUGUUCAUGACAUACCUGCACAUAAUACUGUAAGUACAUGCUAAGUGUUCCAUAAAAAGUAAAGCUCAGGUGUUAGAGGGCCAGCUAUUCAGGAGCAAAAAGCCUUUCCAUUUUUUUUUCUAAACCUUGAAAUUUAUAAUGUAGGCCUACAUGUAUGUAAAAAAUAAAAUUACACAUUAUGUUCUGGAUUAUUGUUCACAUAUUGGAUUAAUGAACGAUUUUUUUUUUCAGAUUUCAUUAACUACAUGUGCAUAUACAUGUAGAUACAUACAUGAUGGUAUACAAUACUUAAACUUGAUAGAACAUUAAUUUGUAUUCUUUUAACUUAAAUAUGCACAAAAAGAUUUUGCUCAUAGUAAGACAAAAGUGUAAUUUAUUGUGAUUUGAUGAAUUCAUGCAGGUCACGUGCCGAGUAAGGAAGUGGAAUUUCUACCCUUGCUGAAGAAAAAAGUCAGUACGGUAUGCAUCAAUGAAUUCAUGAAUAUAUUCACAGACAAGUGCAUGUAUUUGAUACCUUGAUAACUUCUAUCUGAUGUCGUAAAAAAAACACCCAGGCUGAUUAUUUGUUUUUGCAGAAUGUCACAAUUUAAUUUAUCUCACUGGACAUUGAUCCUUGCUUUCAAGCAAACUUUAGAACAGAUUGCACUGCCUGUAGAUCGUCCAUACAUGUUCAUGGAGAGAGGAUAAAUUAUAGUGUUCUGUUGUGUUUGAGUGUGUUUGUUUAAAUGCUGCGACACAUAAACAUGUAUGGUAAUUUGUUACGUUUCACUGAAUACUUUGCAAUUUGAUUAAGGAUGAAUUUACAUGUGUAAGCCCUUUUAUGAGAGUGCAGACUUAAUCUAACUUGGGUACAGGUACAUAUAUGUAUGUGAUUGUGGCUAUGUUCCCAGUGGAUAUGUGAUCAUGUCUGCAUUUAGUAUUUCUUGUGGAAGUUAAUACAUCAUUCAAGCAAUAUACUCAUUUGAAAGGUGUGAGAAAAUUUUCUUCCAGUCAAUAUAAAUAUUUACACAUGCUGAUUGUUGGUGUAAAGGUUACACAAAAACUAAGAUGAUAAAGGUGCAGACUGAUUUUAACCCAUAUAAUUGUUAAUGAAAAAUGGUAAUGUUAAUAUUUGAAAUGUUGAUUGUAUAAGAGUAAUAAUGUGUCUUUGGUUGCUGGUGACCAAAAUCUGUGAUAUUUUAUGGACCCAGUUGUGCGUGUGUCCACUAUAUAUGUAAAGUUAAAAAGAUUGCAGUCAUCAGCAUUAAUAAACAUACAGAAAAAUAAUCAAAUGUUGUAUUUUAUUUAUUUUAUGAUAAAUUUGAAAUUAUGCUUAGUAAAUGGUUAAAGCUACCAUACAGAAAUGUAAAAAUCAAGUGAGCAUUAGAACCACUGAAAAUUAUGUUCUAGACCAUCACAAUUAGAAAGAACCGUACCAUUUCCUAUCGUUUUGUACAUGUUUUACUGAAUUAGAUACAGGUACUAUCAAGAGGUUGAAUUUGUGUUGUGUUUCAAGGACAUACUGUUAUUGCCAGUGUUAAUUGUGUGUCCCAGUGAUGCAAAACCAAGUGUUUCCAGUUUGUUCUUUCACCCUUGGAAGAGAUUUUGGGAAAGUUUAUUGGUCUGAUAUCUAUUACUUUACAUGAACAAGUGUCACUU